This is a messenger RNA of Thunnus maccoyii (southern bluefin tuna), 9246 nucleotides long. It is a transcript of the gene kirrel1b, whose product is annotated as kirre like nephrin family adhesion molecule 1b. Gene Ontology annotation, cellular component: cell-cell junction. NCBI's taxonomy places the organism in Eukaryota, Metazoa, Chordata, Actinopteri, Scombriformes, Scombridae. Gene Ontology annotation, molecular function: cell adhesion molecule binding. The record is from RefSeq and is a predicted model, not a curated record. Gene Ontology annotation, biological process: cell-cell adhesion. The transcript has 15 exons. The coding region runs from base 334 to 2775 and encodes 813 amino acids.
GAGAGAGGAAUUCAGUGCUGUUUAAAUGAAUCCAGAGUGCAGAGAGGAAAGGGGACGCAUACUGAGAAACCGAGAGAGAGCAGGCAAAAAAAAAAAAAAGUGGAGACAGAUUUGUUUUACGCACGGGAAAAACAGGGAAACGAGUGGAAGAAAGGGAAGGAUAAGAGAGGAAAAGAGGCAUCGGAUUUUUUAUUUUUUUCAUCAAAUUUGGCUUCUUUCACUCUCAUGACUCAAAGAGGAUUCCAGUUAAAUUCACCCGGUCGGGAGGAAUUGAUGGUGUCUUUUCGGGGAAGCAGAGCCGAGGGGAGGAAUCUGAAUGCGCUCGGCUGAACCAUGCCAGCCUUGUGGAUCAUAACUUUGGCGAUCACUUUGAACCAAGUGUGGUGCGUCCGCUUCUCCCAGGAGCCUGCAGACCAGUCGGUGGUACUCGGAGAACGGGUGGUGCUGUCCUGCGUGGUCUUCAACUACAGCGGCAUCGUCCAGUGGACCAAGGACGGCCUGGCCCUCGGCGUCGGAGAGGGUCUCAGAGCUUGGCCCAGGUAUCGCGUGCAGCGGGCUCUGGACAUCGGCCAGUACAACUUGGAGAUCUCUAAUGCCGAGCUGUCCGAUGACUCUCUGUACGAGUGUCAGGCCACAGAGGCCGCCCUGCGCUCCAGGAGGGCCAAACUCAAUGUACUCAUCCCCCCUGAGGACCCGGUGGUCGAGGGAACCCCGGAGCUCCUGCUCAUGGCUGGGAAUCCGUACAACUUGACCUGUGUGACCCGCGGGGCUAAGCCUGCAGCGCACAUCCAGUGGACCAAGGAUGGAGUCGCUGUGGAGGGGGCCUACCAAUCCACAGAGGUGUUGCCGGACAGGAAGAGGGUGACGACCAGGAGCUACUUGCCGAUCACGCCGGUCGACACCGACAGCGGCAGCAACUUCACCUGUGUGGCCAGCAACCCGGCAGUGCCGAUGGGCAAACGAGCCACUGUCACCCUCAACGUCCACCAUCCUCCUACAGUGACCCUGUCCAUCGAGCCUCGCUCUGUCCUGGAGGGCGAGAGAGUCACCUUUACCUGCCAAGCCACUGCUAACCCAGCCAUCAUGGGCUACAGGUGGGCUAAAGGUGGCGUGCUGCUGGAGGGCGCCAGGGAAAGCGUGUUUGUCACCACGGCAGAUCACUCCUUCUUCACCGAGCCCGUGUCCUGUCAGGUGUUCAACGCCGUGGGGAACACCAACGUCAGCAUCCUGGUGGACGUCCACUUCGGUCCCAUCCUGGUAGUGGAGCCCAGGCCAGUUACGGUGGAUGCGGACUCUGACGUCACCCUGAACUGCAAGUGGUCUGGAAACCCUCCUCUCACCCUCACCUGGACCAAGAAGGGCUCCAGCAUGGUGCUCAGCAACAACAACCAGCUGUACUUGAAGUCAGUGAGCCAAGCUGAUGCAGGCCAGUAUGUCUGCAAGGCCAUCGUACCCCGGAUCGGUGUGGGAGAGACCGAGGUUACGCUCACUGUCAAUGGCCCCCCCAUCAUCUCCAGUGAUCCGGUCCAGUACGCUGUCAGAGGAGAAAAGGGAGAGAUCAGGUGCUACAUCGCCAGCACCCCCCCACCCGAUAAGAUUGUUUGGGCAUGGAAGGAGAAUGUGUGGGAGAAGGAGAAAGGCACCCUGAUGGAGAGGUACACCGUGGAGCAAAGUAAACCUCCAUCCCAGGGUGGAGCCGUCCUCUCCACGCUCACCAUCAAUAACGUCAUGGAGUCCGACUUCCACUCACCGUACAACUGCACCGCUUGGAACUCCUUCGGACCCGGCACCAUGAUAAUCACCCUGGAGGAGACAGAUAUUGUUCCAGUGGGAAUUAUCGCCGGUGGUACGGUGGGCUCCUCCAUUCUGCUGCUUAUGUUCCUACUGGCGCUCGCCUUCUUCCUCUACCGCCAACGCAAAGGCAGUCGCCGGGGUGUCACCCUUGGUAAACCAGACAUCAAGGUAGAGACAGUCAACAAAGAGACCCACAGUCUGGAGGAGGAGGCAGCCAACGUCUCCACGGCAACCCGUAUGGUCAAGGCCAUGUACUCCUUUCUGCCCUCUGUUUCCCUCUCUCCCUCCACUCAGCCGUUCAAAGACGACAUGGACCUGAAGCAGGACAUCAGGAGCGAGAGCGACACCAGAGAGGAGUAUGAACUCAAGGAUCCAACCAACGGCUACUACAACGUCCGAGCCACCACCCAUGACGAAGCGCGACCCCAGUCCCGUGCCAUCCACUACCAAGGAGAGUUUCGCUCCCCGAACCCAAACAGCGGACCAGCCGGUGCCACAUCCAGCGGACCUUCAACCGCCCCCAGCGGUGCAGUUCCCCCCAGCGCAGUGCCAGGUUCCAGGGCAGGCUGCUACGACCCCCGCCCGCCUUCCAGGAUGUCCCAUGCCACCUACGCCCAGUUCAACACCUUCUCGAGGGCGGCACAGAGCCAGCAAGCACCUCCCAAUCCAGCGCUUCAAUCGCCUGGAGAUUACCCCGGAGACUGUGGCCUGCUGGACAGCACAACCCAGCUGGCCUAUGACAACUACGGAUACCCCUCCCAGUAUCCCAGCUACCGCAUGGGCUUUGCCCCACCCAUAGAGGAAGGACCAGCCUACGAGAUGUAUCCAACGGGACAGGGGACCGGGCAGGGGCCAGGGCCUGGACAACAAAGUCCUGAAACAGGGCUGGGGAAGUAUGGAAGCUCCACUCGCUUUUCCUACUCGUCUCCGCCCUCUGACUAUUCCCACAGACACACACAGCGGAUGCAAACUCAUGUGUGAGAUACACACUCUUGGACUUUGUUUUCACAGCAGCAGUACUUAUUAUACAUACACACAAAAAUACUUUGAAAUUAGAAAAAAAAAUCCCACGUUUCUAUACAUAAACAUUCUGUUUUCUGUUUCCAUAGCUACCAGUGCAUGGUAUUUGGUUCAGUUUCUGAAUCGCUGACACCCCAACAUUGAACAGCAGUUAGCAGCAUCACAUAUAAUAUAGUUAGCAGCAAUAUAAAUAACACACGCAAGGCGAUACUCUCACACAUUUGCGUAGACUUUGUGUUGUGUUUAUGCUCCAACAAAAGCAACAGCGAGAGCCACAAUCAAGAGAAGAGAUACAAAAAGAGAAGAAGAGCACUUUGAAGACAAAAAGAAGAAUAGCGCCAGGAGCUUAAGGAGGUGCAGAGAAAGUUUUUCCUCCCUGCAAUCCUCUUCUUGCUUUCGGAUCAUCUUAUCUGCAUCACAUGUUCCUUCCAUCCCAUCUCUGUAAAUAAGUGCAAAAGGAGAUUUGGGUCAUUUUAAAGUUAUUUCCUUGUACAAACCUAUAGAGUGUGAUGCAGCACAGUGACUUACAGCAAAUCUCCCUGUAAUUCACAUGUUUUGCAUUUUCUGACUCUCACAUAGUGCAAAAAUAAACACACACACACACACACACAUACACACAUACAGAUCUUUAAAGACUUUAUGUUUUUAUGUAUUGCAGUAACUGGGCAGCUUGGACUAUAAAUAUAUAUCUGGCACUUUUUGAUCCUUUUUUCUCACUAGAAUCUGCCCAGUGGCCAUUGCUUACAAGAUCUACCUUGAUUUAAAUGGGACAAACCUUAUGAAGGUGGUACAGUGAGUGACCAGAGUGCCAAUGAAUAUGUGCCAACACACAAACUAUUGAGGUGUGUCUUCUUUUGUAAAGAGUGAACAAUGAGAUGCUCUGGACAGCAAGGUUUUGUAUGUGCCACAUCUAAGAGGAAAGGAAAGGAGUGGUAGCAAGCAUCUCUAGAAGCUCCUUCUUCUCUUCAUCUCUCAUUUUAUAUCAUGAUACAUUUCUACGCUUAUCAUUUCACUCAAGAUCAAUGCUGUAGACAGUAUUUGUGAAACGAGGUGUGGUGGGAGCGCUUUUUUCAUUCAAUGAAUUUCAGCAAUUUGUACAAAAAAAAUACCUCCCCUACCCUCAAGUGUCAAAAAGUAUUUGUUUCUCUCACUUGCACAGUAGAAUAGAUUUUUUUUCCAUAUUUAUACCGAAAUGUAUGAAAAAAAAAUGGCAUUCAGAAACAUUUUAUAGUAUUUUUAUAAGGAGUUGUGGACCAAAGGUUCAGAGUUUUGGGUGACACUCACUUUUUAAUGUGUAUGUGGCAACGUGAUCGUUUUUGGAAACGUUCUGAGUUUCUUUAAAAGAGAUGGAUGGUGUUUUUAAAGUGGAUGUUGUAGACUUAAAUUAGAAAAUUUGAAGAGUUUUAUUUCAAAAUGAUAAAUAUCCGGCCAAAUGUCUUUGGUGGAUAUCUCUUUUUGGCACAAAACUCUUCCUUUGACUUCCAGUCUUCUGACUGGACUGCCUUUUUCAAACGUCGACGACAUUCAAAAUGAUGGAUGGAGAACAAGCAGCUGCUCACUUUGAGUCCUGCUGUGAACUUUGUAAGCGAUGAGAACGUUCAAGUGUAGUCUAACAUAUCAAAAUGAAGGUACAGAGGGUUCUAUCUAGCUCAUAUGGUACUUUGUACAUUUAUGUGUAAGUAUGCUGGUUUCCUCAGUGCAACAGAAAAUUUGGUGGUAUUCUAUGUCAGAGAUUUUUCCAUUAUAUUCUGUUAUCUUUGGUGUGUGUGAUUGGCCGUUAAUCCCCACAGGUACAUAAUGUUGCUACUCUGCUCUGACCUCAGCUACUGUAAAAGUCCAAUAUUUGAAUAAAUCUCCACUGCACCACUUCUCAAAUGUUUUGCAGCAAAAGAAGAAUUAAAAUGCAUCUGUUUAGUCUUCAAAUGCGCAACGUAGAAUCUGGCGACUGUCUGCAAUUGUCACAAAAACUAAAGUUUUUCUUGCAGUUUUGUAGUUUUGUUUACAGUACAUACCUUAAUUACCUUACUAACAACCCCAACAAUGACAACCUCUCUUAACACUGGUUGCAUACUUUUAUUUGACAGUUGUUGAGAACUUAAACAUUUGAAUGGCUGUAUUCAAUUCUCAAUUUUGUAUUUGUUUAUGAAACAAAAUCUCAUUAAGGGGGAAAAAGGAAACACAGAAAUCCUCAGAUAUUUCUCCAGACACUCACGUAUAGAGUAAAAAAAACUGACUUUCAGUGAUUUACUUAUCCUGUUGCAGGCAGUGUGGAUGCCAGUACAGCUACUUUGGUACUACUGUAAAUUUAAGAUAUUAGUGAAAAACAGUUGGCUUGUCUACCAUAAAGCUCCGGCUGGCUGCAGAAUUGGUGUAUAUUUGCAUAUUGGGUUGUGUUAGUGAGAUUGGAUUCAACAUCUCCCGACUUCACCUUGAACAUUAACAAUCAUUUGUUGAUUAGACUCCACAGUAGCAGCGUCGAUCUUCAACGUAUACUGAGCUUGAAAUUAAAAGGUUCCAUCUUCCACCAGAGCAGAUUCUGUAUUUCAUGGAGCAACACUAAUGUCACAUUUUUUUUCCUUUUCCAUUUUUAAGGAACAUUAAGUAAUAACUGACUUUUUUAAACUUCAACUGACAACUACCAGGAAAUGCAAUGUGAUUUUGUUUUCACCUUUACCAUACACAUUUGCUAUGUUGGAUAGUCAAAGUAAAAAGUGAGAGAAUGCAACAAGGAGUCACUAUCGUAUCAUACAUUUCUGAGCAGUUAAAAAUGAGAACAGAUGAGGUGCACAGGCUGCAAACUGAAACCAGAAAUCUCAGCUCCAACCUCCAGAGGUAAUCAUUGAGUCUUUUAUACUUAUCAGCCACCUUAUCAACCCCUCACAGAUGCAGUAUAUUAUGGUAAUUUUGUGCUAAGGGGCAGUAAAAAUUGUAUUUAUUGCCCCUGUUUUGAAUAAACACGUUCAGAGAGGAAACCACAGCCACGCCAUUUCUGAUUAGAAUAUCAGAUAGAACCUUUUAGCUCCAAGGUCACAAUAUAAACCGUUUCAGUAGUUAUGGAGAGAGGAACGGCAGAUGGAGCACCCUUUUAAAUUUAUAUGGUUAUCACAGCCUUGGUACUGCAUAUUAUUACCUCUUUACAACCUCUUUUACAGAGUUGUAGCUGUGCAGUAUUUUGCAUCUCACUUGCAAUGUCGUUAUGACCUUGUGUAGAAUAAGUAAAUUUGACACUGUGGAGGUACUGAGGCCAACAAAUACAUGGCCAGGCCAUCCAGGUACUUAGUCAUUACCUCUAACUAUUUACAGUCUGUUGACAGUGGGGACAUAUAAAUAUGUAAAAGACACCAUAGAUGCCAAAAAUGCAAAACAGAUGUUUAGAUUUAGUUCAGCACUGAAAAAAAUAUGUGUUUUGGAAGGGAAUCUGGAAGUGUUUACUCCACUAGGUUGUUAUUUCAUGUCUUUUUUUCCCCUCCUCCCCAUAUGUACCUCUCACCACGGUGUGUACUGAUACUCUUUACUCUCUAUUCUCUCUGCUAUGUCAUAUAAAUAGCCACCUACCAACUUCCAAAUUUAGAGGUUGAACUUGUGUUUAUAUGAGAAAAAAAAAAAAAUCUUAUCACAACAUCGUAAGCCUUUCUCCCAUAGCUUUCUUCCAAAUCCUCUUCAAGUUGAUAACAUAUGGAGUAGAUAUAUAGCACUCUAGUUUGCAUACAUGUUUGUAAGUUGGGGGUCUUUUUUUUAGAGAAUAUAUAGCUUCAUGAGCUCAUUUCAUCCUCAGUGUGCAUUUAUUUUAUGAAUUACUUCCUCUGUAUGAAAAGCAGUAUUUAAAAUCUUAUUUUCUUGGUAUUGCUUUGUGGUGUUACAUCACAGCUGGAAGAAAUGACUGUGGUCAAAAGUGUGUGUUUAAACUUUUAUACACAAUAUUUUACUUUUUUUUUUUUUUUUGGUAUUCAUCAGAUUUGGGAGGGGUGGGGGGUUGGUCUGAUUGGUCACCCCAGCAAAGAAAAAAAAAAAAAGAGAGGGGAUAUUUGCGUCUGUGGCCAAAACGACUACACAGCCAGGCCACAAAUAGCCAAAACUCUGUCUCAACUAGGCCAACCCAGGCUAGAAGCAGGCCAGACCCACAGCUAACUGCUCUGUUCCAUGCUGUGCUGUGUUGUGCUAUCCCUGGCCAAGAGUGACUCAAGUGGCUCAGUGUCCAUUUUUACCUAUUGGAGUCUUCUUUGAGUGCCAAAAGACUGUGCAAAAAAUGAACUGAGCAGACAAACAAAUGCAGCAGCCAUUUGUGUUUGUUGUUUGUGCGUGUAUGGGUGCUCUUGGGUGAUGGUGCGUGUGUGCUACCAGUUUAAAUCUGCAUACAUGCACAUGUGCUGUAUGUGUCCAUUAUAUCUGUGACAGCUUGUAACCCCACUGUCUUUUCAUAUCAUUGUAAAUGUGUUGGUACCACUGGACUGUAGGGUUCGACUGAUGUUUUUAGGCAAAAAUAUCUGAUAUCAGUCAUGUUGUCAUCUGAUGGUAUGAUGGAGGUCCCUCCUGACCACAUUUACAUAAACAGUCUGAAAAGGCUGCAAUGAAAUUAGAUUUCCUUUACAAAUUGUGUUGAUUAAUUGAAUGGUUCAAUUAUAAUUUCUGUAAAGGCAGUGUUGUUAUAAUUCUUAAGAUUUUCAUGGUAUCAAACCAAAUUUUUGAUACUAUUUCUGGUAUUGGAAAUGAUAUAUUGCCGUUUAAGGAAUUUGCAUUCUGUAAUUGCUUCUCUAUGUAGUAGUUUUCAUUGUUACUGGCCAAUUCAAAUUGCUUGCCCAAGCAAGCUGUACUACUGCAACAUCAGUGUCGACUGAAAAUGCUGUAGCAGGGAUGGAUACAGCACCUGCUACUGACAAAACUGACACUGAAACAAAGCAAAGCCAGAUAACCCAGACUCUAAUGAAGCAAUUGUCCAAUCAUAGCUUAGCAACCGUAACUAGGCAUGACAGGCCUGUCAAGCUUUGAAUUUCUCCACAUGCUGCAGCAGUGUCAAUGAGGCUGAGAUAAUCUGUAUUUAAAGAGUUUGGAAGAUGGUGUCUUUUUUUUUCCUUUCAAAAGCAUAAGAACAAAAUUGUAAAAAAAAACAAAAAAACAAAUUAAAAAGUGUUUUUAUCUGCUCUAAUGUAAGCUUCAAAUGUUAACAUGGCUGGCUAACCUGCCAAAUUGCAUUUCAUUAGCUAACUACAUUUUGUGGGUUACAGAUUAUGUUUUUUAAAAAGCCCUGUUCACAGUAGCACAUCCACUCUGUAGUAUUUUGUCAUGUGUGGAAGCAGGUCCUGGAUGCUACUAUAUCAGACUUUAUGCUAAUGUUAGCAGCUCUGUGCUGCUCUUUAUUGGGUUUGGGGAUGUUUACACUUCAAUAACCCCAGCUAAGUUUAUGAUUAGUCUUAGUUAGCUACCUAGCUAGCUACAGCUGAUAAAACCUGCCAGUGACAGCCAUUUGAGCCAGUAAAAUUGAUAGUCGCUCGCAAGAAAUGAUGAACCUGCUUUCGUCUCCUUCAGUCUUAAAUCAAACCCAUUCUUUUAAAAAUUAGUGUGGUAAAUCUGCCACCGUUAUCACUGUAAACUGCAUCUUGUGCUAGAAUGGAAAGCUUGACAGAUGUAGCAACAGCACCUAAGGGGAGCAUGACUCGGCAAAUAUUCAAUUCAGUCUGAUUAUCAGGCGAGUGAACAGAUGCAUAAGUUGCUCUUCUUAUGAUGCUUUUCUGCCAGAGUAGCCCUUCAAGGCAUUGCUGCCCCUAGUGGUUGAUAUUUUGAACUGACUCGGACCUCUAUCACUAAAACACAUUUGAACACACAUGCUGUUACCAUCAGUAACCACAGAUCAACGAAAAUCUUAAGGAUUAUGUCUUAAAACUGCCUGAAAGAGGUGCAAAUCAACAGAGUUUCAUCUACAUUUUAUUGGCCCGUGGUGCUUUAAAGGCAUUUAAUAACAUUGCUAUCAGCUUUAAAAGCCACAUAUCUGUCAAGCCCUAGUAGAAAGCAGGACAGCUGGGAAGACAGAGCGAAAGAGACAUCGCAUGGCCUUAGGAGACGAGGAAGGAGCCGAGCCGGCCCGCUCGUCCCUCAUCCAGCUGCUGAGCCUGUCUGCUCUCUGGAACAGCUGCACGAGUGAAGAGGAUUAACUGAUGUCCAGCUUGGUAUCAUUAUGAAGACAAUGAUCAGUAAAUUGAGAAGGUUUCCAUAUUGCACUUGAAAAUUGUGUGAAUUGGAGGUGCGCAUGAGGACAAGAGAGGGAAGGUGUGUGUGUUGAAAUAAUCAUAUAUUCUCCAUAGUCCAAUUCUUUAUUUUUAUCCCUAUAUAUUGUUCACGUGUAUUAUGUUCAUGUUGGGUUUGAAUACUCGUUUAUCCCUUUUAUUGAAGAAAAAAACUGUACAAAACAAAUAUUAUUGAAAUUCUCGUUUAUUUUCA